AUGAUUUCGGCGUCCCUGAAGCACUUCGGCCGUCAGCUGAUACGCGUCAAGGUUCUGGACCUGAGCAGCGACGACACCCAGCUGUCGCGCUGCCUCAACACCUGCGACCUGGUAGUGCUGGGCGUGGGUAGCACGCUGGGCGCCGGCGUCUACGUGGUGGCCGGGAGCGUGGCCAAAAUUACCUCAGGCCCCGCCAUCAUCCUGUCUUUCCUCAUCGCAUCCGUGGCUUCCAUCCUGGCUGGCCUGUGCUACGCCGAGUUCGGCGCCCGCACACCCAAAACCGGCUCCGCCUACCUCUACAGCUACGUCACGGCCGGAGAGUUGCAGGCCUUCGUCACCGGCUGGAGUCUCCUCGUAUCUUAUUCCAUCGGUACGUCGAGCGUGGCCAGGACGUGGAGCAGCACCUUCGACAUGCUGAUCGGAGGCAAAAUCCAGAAGUGGAGCAAAAAUAACGCCCCGAUGAACUUUUCUGACGUCCUGGCGGAAUACCCGGAUAUUUUUUCAGUCUUGCUCGUCAUCAUUUUGACAAGCCUGUUAUGCCUCGGCGUGAAGGAGUCAGUGCUGGUGGGAAAAGUGUUCACCAGCAUCAACGUCUUAGUUCUGAUUUUCGUCAUGGUCGGCGGGAUCAUCAAGGGAGAUACCAAAAACUGGAGCAUCAACCCCGAUGACGUCCUCAGCGCCGCCACGGCGCGUUCGCCAAAUACAACGGAUCAUUCGUCUCUCAAGAAAAGACUAGGGGUUGGGGGCUUCCUGCCUUUUGGUUGGAUGGGGGUCUUCUCAGGGGCCGCCACCUGCUUCUAUGCCUUUAUUGGCUUUGAAUGUAUUGCCACCUCAGGCGAGGAGGUGAAGAACCCGCAGAAAGCCAUCCCCGUGGGGAUCGUUAGCUCGCUGCUCAUCUGCCUGAUGAUGUACUUGGGCGUGUCCACCGCCCUCACCAUCCUCAUGCCUUACUACCUGCUGGAUGAACACAGCCCGCUACCUCAGGCCUUCACCCACGUGGGCUGGCCCAUAGCCACCAACGUCGUGGGCGCUGGCUCCCUCUGCGCCCUCUCCACCAGCUUGCUGGGAGCCAUGUUUCCCAUGCCCAGAGUCAUCUGGGCCAUGGCGGAAGACGGCCUGCUCUUCAAGUGUUUGAGCAAAAUCAACAGUCGCACAAAAACGCCGCUGGUGGCGACCAUCGUGUCGGGCGUCAUAGCAGCCACCAUGGCCCUGCUCUUCAACUUGAGGGAUCUGGUGGACCUCAUGUCGAUCGGCACUCUGCUGGCGUACACGCUGGUGGCCGCCUGCGUGGUGGUGCUCAGGUACAGGCCCGAAAGGAGAGCCAGCUACGAGAUGAGCGCCGUCACGGAUGAAGCGGAUACCGAAGGUGACGUCACCAUCCAGAAAAAGGACAACCUCUGCUCGGCCGCGCUACGGCUCCUGCUCCGACCCGACAAAGAGCCCACUCCUCGCUCCGGGUUCGCCGUGGUGGUCUGCACCGUCGUCCUCACGGUGUUGGCGUUCCUCUUUAGCGUGGUAGCCGUGACGAGCAAGCACGCGGCGUGGACUCCCGCCUUUUUGGGCGCCGUGGCGGCGGUCAGCGCGGGCGUGACGCUGGUGGUGUGGAGGCAACCGCAGAACAAGGCCAAGCUCAGCUUCAAAGUCCCUCUGGUGCCUUUCAUACCUGUGGUGAGCAUGAUGAUCAACACCUACCUGAUGAUGCAGCUCAUGACAGGACCUUACCUGCAUUACAUUAUCUUCAUGUCCAUAGGUUUGCUGAUCUACUUCGGCUACGGAUUUCACCACAGCGUGCAGGGGGAGUGGGACAAGAUGUACGGAGGCAGACGGGACGGUCGGGGAGACCAAAUUGAGAAGUGA
Nerophis lumbriciformis (worm pipefish) is the source of this 1857-nucleotide messenger RNA. Lineage: Eukaryota; Metazoa; Chordata; Actinopteri; Syngnathiformes; Syngnathidae. The record is from RefSeq and is a predicted model, not a curated record.